Aspergillus aculeatus ATCC 16872 is the source of this 1194-nucleotide messenger RNA. RefSeq lists its product as uncharacterized. Gene Ontology annotation, cellular component: cytoplasm. The record is from RefSeq and is a predicted model, not a curated record. Gene Ontology annotation, molecular function: flavin adenine dinucleotide binding; electron-transferring-flavoprotein dehydrogenase activity. The coding region runs from base 1 to 1194 and encodes 397 amino acids. The transcript is spliced from 7 exons. Lineage: Eukaryota; Fungi; Ascomycota; Eurotiomycetes; Eurotiales; Aspergillaceae.
AUGGCUGCCUCGACACUAAAGAACGUUAUUGUGGUUGGCGGGUCCUACGUCGGAAGGGGAGCUGCAGAGGAGCUGGCGCGGGUUGUACCCAGCACGCACAGAGUGUUGUUGAUUGAACCUCACAGCCAUUUCCACCAUCUUUUUGCCUUUCCCCGAUUCGCCGUUCUCCCCGGCCACGAACACAAAGCAUUCAUUCCCUACACCCGCCUCUUCGCCUCCUCCCCCAACUCGAACCAACACGCUGUCGUGCAGGCUCGCGUCCUCUCCGUUCAACCCAAAUAUGUCAAUCUCGACCGCGCCUGGCAGGGCCAGAGCCAGAUCCCCUACGAGUAUCUUGUAGUCGCGACGGGCACGCGUCUCGCCGAACCCGCCGCGAUGCGUGACGAAGACAAGGUCUCCUCCGUACAAUACCUGCAGAAGCACCAAGCGGACGUGAAGCAAGCGAAAUCCGUGGUCAUUGUCGGCGGUGGCGCUGUGGGCGUGCAGAUGGCGACCGAUAUGAAGGAGCUGUACCCAGAGAAGGAAAUCACGGUGGUGCAGUCGCGCGACCAGCUCAUGCCCCAAUUCCACCGGGGGCUCCACGAGAUCGUCAAGAAGCGCUUUGACGAGCUGGGUAUCAAAACCAUCACCGGCGCCCGCAUCGUGGUCCCCAAUUCCGGCUUCCCGAACAACGGCACCCCCUUCACCGUGCAGCUCAACAACGGCACCGAACUCACCACCGACUUCGUCAUCCUGGCCACCGGCCAGAGGCCCAACAACGACCUGCUCCGCUCCCUGCCCGCCUCGUCGCCGGACUCCCUCAUCAACCCGGCCAACGGCUUCAUCCGCAUCCGCCCGACCCUGCAGUUCCAGGACCCGCAGUACCCGAACCUGUUCGCGGUGGGCGACGUCGCCGACACGGGGCUGCGCAAGGCCGCCCGCCCCGGCGGGCCCCAGGCUGCGGCGGUGGCGCACAACAUCCAGGCGAUGAUCGAGGGGAAGACGCCCGAGGAGGUGUAUCCGCCGUUCCCGAUGGCGAUCCACAUCACGCUUGGCUUGAAAUAUAACAUCGUGUUCCGUAACCCGAAUCUCGCGGAGGGCAAGACGGAGCCUGAGAUCAAGGAGUCCUGGGAUUCGAAGGAAGAUAUGGGAGUGGACCGGUGGUGGAAUCGCCUGGGGUUCCAGGAGAGUGCCCCGUCUCAGUACCAUUUGUAA